Messenger RNA from Acanthopagrus latus (yellowfin seabream), 2603 nucleotides. RefSeq names its product zinc finger protein ZFMSA12A-like. Gene Ontology annotation, molecular function: DNA-binding transcription factor activity, RNA polymerase II-specific; RNA polymerase II cis-regulatory region sequence-specific DNA binding. Gene Ontology annotation, biological process: regulation of transcription by RNA polymerase II. Bases 185 to 2209 code for a protein of 674 amino acids. The record is from RefSeq and is a predicted model, not a curated record. The transcript has 7 exons. Gene Ontology annotation, cellular component: nucleus. Lineage: Eukaryota; Metazoa; Chordata; Actinopteri; Spariformes; Sparidae.
AAAUGCACCACAAGAAGAAGAAGUAGAGUCAGGAAGUUGUGUUCAGCUGCACUUGACAGCGAGAAACACGAAGCUAGGCGUUUGAUUAGAAGCUCAUUUGCCACAGUAGUCAGUGAAGAAGGAAGAAUAUUUUAUUAAGAAACCUUCGUCUGAUUCAACUGUUAUAGCUCUUCGGGGGCGUAAAAUGGAGGGUCCCCUGCCCCUGUCCUUACUGAGGCUCCUGGUUCCUCCUCUGCGGGUGAUGUCAGCUGCGAUGUGGAAGGUGGUUUGCCUGAGGAACACAGAGCAUUAUGGGAAAGUGGAGGAGUUUGUGUCCUUGGUCACUGAAGCCAUCCCUGACAUCCUUACAGACAGACAGACGAGACUGCUCACCUUGGGUUUAAGAGCAAAGAUGAUGCUGCAGAUGUUAAGUUCUGACCAGUCAGAGGAUCUCAGAGGAGUUAAAACAUACUUGAACAACUUCCAGCCAUUUAGCUCAAAACAGGUUCAUCCAGGAAAUGAAACUCUUGAAGCCAGCUUUGUCCGGUUCAUUCAAAGACUCCUGGAGGACCCAAAAGAGAGAGAGCACUUCAUUGAGAAUGUGCUUCCUGUGGAGUAUGGCCCUGACUUUGAUACAGCUCUGGAGACUGUAAUUUGUGAGUUCUUCACCCGACUGGAAGAAUUGCUGCUUAUACCAGACUUUAAACAGACUGCGGUGUGGAUCAGUGAUGCACCAUCCGUGCUAGAAGAAUACAUGAAGCCAGAAUCAAAAGCAGAUGAACUUAAAGUACUGCUCAGAAGCAAAGCCCACUGUGAUGAAAUGGCCAAGAUGGAUACCAGUGUGCACUCUCCCUCAGAGCAGCGCCUCUUCUCAUCAUUAUCCAUCACUCCUUCACUGCGAGAGAUCAACGCCAAAGAUGUGGAGCCUAAUGCACAAACAUUUGAAAACCAAGCAGAACCCGAGGAGAUUUUUCCUCAUGAGGCAGAAGACAUAGAGAUACAGGAUGCACAAUGGCCAUCUGAAGAGGAAACAAACAUUCUGGACAGCAGCACCACAGAACAAACAGCAGGUGGCAAUGGCAGUAACAGCAUCCCUGAUGUUCACAUUAUGGAGGAUCACCAAGCUUCAGCCACCUGCCGAGCUCCCUCACCUUGUACUCAGAAUCCUGUGUUGUCCAGCUCGAUAAAUUGUCCUCCACGGCAGAGAGUUGCACACAAAUGCACGCAUUGUGGAAAGUGCUUCAUUUACCGCUAUGAACUCCUGGAGCAUCAGAGAUUGCACACUGGAGAAAACCCUUAUAAGUGCUCUCAGUGUGGAAAGACCUUUAGGAGGAGCUCUGACAUGUCAACUCACAGGCGUACACAGUGCACGAAAGCAGCCUACAUUUGUAUCAAAUGUGGGAAUAGCUUCCAGUCUAUACAGGACAGACUUAGACACAGGUGUCUUCGAAGUGUCCAAAAAUUUGCGUGCUCCCAGUGCGGAAAAAGCUUUAAAAAUAUGCACGUGCUGGGUAAGCAUGAGCUGACCCACACCCAGAAUCGCAUCUUAAAGUGCAGAAUAUGUGGGGAAAUGUACCCUAGCAUGAGCGAGCUCAGAUCCCACCAGAAGAUCCAUCCUCUUGAGCUGGCUAAUCAGUGCAUGCAGUGCGGGAAGUUUUUCAGCUCUGCUGCCAGUUUGACAUCCCAUGAGCUGCGUCACAGGCAACCAAAAACACAGAUUUGUGUGCAUUGUGGCAAAGCUUUCAAGAACAAACAUGAUCUGAAGCUUCACAUGCGCAGUCACACAGGCGAGAGGCCAUUUCAGUGCACAUACUGUGGGAAACGUUUCUCUGUGUCAGGAAACCUGAACAUACACAUAAGGAUCCACACCGGAGAGAAACCAUAUCUGUGCUCCGACUGUGGCAAAGGUUUUGUUUCUGCCGGAGAGCUGCAGAUUCACAGACGUACCCACACAGGGGAAAGGCCAUACAAGUGCACUCUGUGUGACCGAGGAUUCACAAUGGCGAGCAAACUGACACUUCACAUGCGCGUUCACACCGGGGAGCGACCUUAUGUCUGCUCUGAAUGUGGGAAGGGUUUUUCCCGUGGCAGCGAACUGAAGAAACAUACCAUGAACCAUACAGGGGUUCGACCCUUCGCUUGUCAGUUGUGUGCAAAGACUUACACAUGUCACAAUCACCUCAAGAGACACAUGAAAACUCACAGUAUAGCUCAAAGCCAGUCUGUCUAAAUCCAUUGGCUACCAUAUGAUUGUAGUUUUGGUUUCAUGAAAUGUUUAACAAAUUUCUCACUCAUCCUUUCUUGUGAGGACUAUGUUGAAAACAUAUUUGGUUUUACGGACCGAUUCCUCAUCUUGUGUUAAGGGUGCUGUUCUGAUUUUAUUCACUAAAAUUCUCUGAAUACAGCUUUCGGGACUGUCACUUAAGUGUAAUACUUUUGUUCUCUGAAGUCAUAAAACACAUGUUAAAAGGGUUUCUAAGGAAACAACAAGCAUACAAUAAAUCCCAAGUAGGGCAUGGAAGCAGCCUAUUCAUUUGUUCCCGACACCAGCAGACCAUGUACUUGAAGCCAUCAUUAAACAUUACACAACCGGAAAAAAAUGAAUAAAGCUCUUGUAAUCCUGG